UGCGAGGGUUUACACUCAUACUUGCAGCCCUCUUCUGGCUUCAUCUUUCCGGAGCCGCCUCGGCGAAGCCAGCGAGCUCCCUCUCGAGUUGUGGCUGAUCGAUCCCAAAACUCUAGAAGGGAAGAAGAUUCUGAAGCCAAAUUCGUGAGCGGGGCAGUCAACGGAGUUGAUUUGUGUUUGAAUCGAUCCAAACGUCCCGAAGUCUCUCUCGACGAGGCUGAUGAUUGGUUAGAUCCAUGGCGGCGAACUUUGGGAGAGAUUGAGGAGAUAAUGGUCGGUUUUGGAGCGGCGCUACGUGGUUGCAUGGGCGAAGAAUGCCAGAACUUCGGAGCGGGGUGCGUCGUGGAGGUCGUGCUCCACCGCCACUCGUUGUAGAUCGCGAGGUUAGGAGACCAAGGACCCGUGCGACGGCAAAGAAGGCGUCGGACGGGGCUGGAUCGCCGGUAGCUUGGAGACCUGCAUCGGUUGGGAAGGCGAAACCAGCGGGGAGGGGGAGGCCAAGGGGCAGGCCUUCGAAGAAGCCAGCUGCUGUUGUUAGGUUGUUUGUGACAGAGGAGGAGGGAGAGGGAGAAGGUAAGGUCUCUGAUCAGGUAAAAGAGGUUGUAAUUGCUAAGGAGGUAGAGCAGCGGGGUGGGGUCGCUGCUGUAGAUCGCAGGAAUUUGGAACUUCUGCACGAGGUCCAGGGCAAGAUGCUGGGUGAUGAUAGCGGUGGGUUGAGCGCCAACAAGGCUGCGGGACAAGAAGAAGAAGGGAACACGGCUCCUUUCCCUGAAAAGGUCCAGGUAGGUGGAUCUCCAGUCUAUAAGAUUGAAAGGAGGUUGGGUAAAGGUGGAUUUGGCCAAGUUUUUCUUGGUCGCCGUGUUACUGGUGGUAAUGACCGUGCAAUGGGCCCUGGUGCACUAGAGGUUGCUCUAAAAUUUGAGCAUAGGAACAGCAAGGGUUGUACUUAUGGUCCGCCUUACGAGUGGCAGGUUUACAGUGCUCUUGGUGGAAGUCAUGGGGUUCCAAGGGUCCACUAUAAAGGAAGGCAGGGUGACUAUUACGUUAUGGUGAUGGAUAUGCUGGGCCCAAGUUUAUGGGAUGCAUGGAAUUCUGCUGGUCAAGCAAUGUCAUCUGAAAUGGUUGCCUGCAUUGCGGUAGAAUCUAUAUCUAUACUUGAGAAGGUGCAUGCUAAAGGAUAUGUCCAUGGAGAUGUAAAGCCUGAGAAUUUUUUGCUUGGGCAACCAUCGACACCACAAGAGAAGAGGUUAUUUCUUGUUGAUCUUGGACUGGCCACGAAAUGGAAGGAUGCUGCGACUGGCCAGCAUGUGGAAUAUGACCAACGCCCAGAUGUCUUCAGAGGUACUGUUCGAUAUGCAAGCGUGCAUGCGCAUUUGGGAAGAACCGCUAGUAGAAGAGAUGAUCUAGAAUCUCUUGCGUACACACUUAUUUUUCUUCAUCGAGGCAGGCUGCCAUGGCAGGGAUACCAGGGUGAGAACAAGUCUUUUUUGGUUUGCAAGAAAAAGAUGGCAACAUCUCCUGAGCUGCUUUGUUGUUUCUGUCCACCUCCGUUUAAGCUUUUUCUUGAAACUGUGGUAAACUUGAAGUACGAUGAGGAGCCCAAUUAUUCUAAGCUAAUAUCUCUGUUUGAUGAGUUAAUUGGACCUAAUCCGGCUAUUAGGCCAAUCAAUACAGAUGGAGCACUGAAGGUUGGACAGAAACGAGGCAGAUUAACUAUUGAUGAUGAAGAUGAUGCUCAAUUAAGAAAGAAGAUUCGAUUGGGAGUUCCAGCAACUCAGUGGAUUUCAGUCUAUAAUGCAAGACCACCAAUGAAGCAGAGGUACCACUAUAAUGUGGCGGAUACACGGUUGGCACAACAUGUGGAGAGAGGAAAUCUUGAUGGCCUCCUUAUUAGCUGUGUUGCAUCUUGCACGAAUCUAUGGGCUCUCAUUAUGGAUGCGGGAACUGGUUUUACAUCUCAAGUUUAUGAACUUGCCCCUUGUUUCCUUCAUAAGGAAUGGAUUAUGGAACAAUGGGAAAAGAACUACUAUAUUAGCUCAGUAGCAGGUGCAAAUAAUGGAAGUUCUAUAGUUGUGAUGUCUAAAGGUACACAGUAUACACAGCAGUCCUAUAAAGUAAGUGAAUUUUUUCCCUUCAAGUGGAUAAGCAAGAAGUGGAAAGAAGGAUUUCAUGUUACAUCAAUGGCAACAGCAGGGACCCGAUGGGGAGUUGUAAUGUCAAGAAAUGCCGGCUUCAGCGACCAGGUUGUUGAACUCGACUUCUUGUAUCCCAGCGAGGGCAUCCAUAGGCGUUGGGACAACGGUUAUCGUAUCACAUCGAUGGCAGCAACUUCGGAUCAGGCUGCUCUUAUUCUAAGUGUACCCAAGCGCAAGCUUGGUGAUGAAACUCAGGAGACCCUGAGGACCUCAACUUUUCCAAGCGCCCAUGUCAAGGACAAAUGGGCAAAGAAUCUGUAUCUCGCUUCUGUUUGUUAUGGCCGCACAGUAUCAUGAUGUGAAGGAAAGGAGAACCCGAAUUAUUGGGGAAGGGAAGCAGGCAUGAAUGUACAUGUGGAUGAUGCAUGAGCAUUUGAUGUAAGAGGAAGCUCUACGCUGCAGCUUGUUUUGCUCUUCAUUUAGGUUGCUUACCCAAGAUUUGUAUAUUUUAUAUCUAUUAUAUUAUUAAAAAUUAGCCCCAUCUGACUUCCGAAAUGGGCUCUGAACCCCCCCAGAUUUUCGUUGUAUAUUUCUUUUUUGUUGAAAUGAGUGGGUAUUUAUGACCGUUCUUAUUUAA
Messenger RNA from Phalaenopsis equestris, 2772 nucleotides. Its product is annotated as casein kinase 1-like protein HD16. The transcript has 17 exons. NCBI's taxonomy places the organism in Eukaryota, Viridiplantae, Streptophyta, Magnoliopsida, Asparagales, Orchidaceae. Gene Ontology annotation, biological process: peptidyl-serine phosphorylation; endocytosis; signal transduction. The coding region runs from base 315 to 2492 and encodes 725 amino acids. Gene Ontology annotation, cellular component: cytoplasm; nucleus. Gene Ontology annotation, molecular function: ATP binding; protein serine/threonine kinase activity. The record is from RefSeq and is a predicted model, not a curated record.